This is a messenger RNA of Hibiscus syriacus, 1179 nucleotides long. RefSeq lists its product as uncharacterized. NCBI's taxonomy places the organism in Eukaryota, Viridiplantae, Streptophyta, Magnoliopsida, Malvales, Malvaceae. The record is from RefSeq and is a predicted model, not a curated record. The transcript has 4 exons. The coding region runs from base 1 to 1179 and encodes 392 amino acids.
AUGCACGAUCGGAAGGGAACUGUUCAAAGGAAAAAAUGGAAGCUGAAGCAGUCUGGAAGCAAUUUCUGUUGUGGUAUGGUUAAUCUUUAUGGUCCUGCAGUUGAUUCUGAUAAGAGUUUGUUUGUAGAGGAAUUACUUGAUUUUCUCAAGUCAAUACUGAUUCCUUGGUGUAUCGGGGGCGAUUUCAACAUGAUUCUCGAGCUUGAAGAAAAUUGGAACUGGUUAGAUAAGUCUAAGGAGGGGAACAAGAAAUCAACUUCUGAGUUGGAGAAGGAAAUUACUAGUUUGGAGAAUUGUAUCCAAAAUUCAUCAGGCGUGUCUAGCCUACACCAAAGGUUAGCGUCUUUGAAGUCCCUGCUUUGGGUUGAAUAUCGCAAAGAAGAAAGAGCUUGGUUCCAAAAAUUUAGACUUUGGUGGUUCAGUGAAGGUGACCGGAAUACCCGGUUUUUCCAUCUAACGGCUUCUGCUAGAAGAAUGAAGAAUGCUAUUAAUUGUUUGAAGAAAGAUGAUGUGCUUAUUACAGAUCCGGCGGCGAUCAAGCAACAUGAAGUGUGGGAAGCCUUACUUGCUUCGAACGGUAAUAAGGCGCUAGGGCCAGAUGGUUUUAAUUUGGGCAGAGAGUGGGAACAGGGCACUAAUCAUUCCUUCGAUACUCUUAUUCCGAAGAUUGCGAACCCAGAACAGCUUGGUGAUUUCAGACCUAUAAUUCUCGUGGGAAGUCUAUACAAAAUUCUUUCGAAAGUGCUUACUAAGAGAUUAAAGCCUUGUAUUGAUCAGAUCAUCGGAGACUCUCAAUUCGCUUUUAUAGCGGGUCACCAAAUCCUCUAUUGUUCCCUGGUAGCAAAUGAGACCAUUGAUUAUGUUUCAAAAGCUGGUAUUAGUGGAAUUGCCUUUAAGAUCGAUUUUCAUAAGGCAUACUACACAGUCAACUGGGAAUUUUUGUUACAAAUUAUGAGGAAAUGUGGUUUUGGAGAAAUAUGGUGCAGGUGGAUUCAUAAGUGUAUUUCGUCGGCAAAGAUAUCAAUUCUGGUGAACGGAGCCCCAACUGAGGGUUUCUCCAUCUCGAGGGGUCUGAGGCAGGGAUGCUCUCUUUCUCCGCUCUUAUUCAACAUUGUCGGUGAAGCGUUAAAUCUCAUGUUGAUCAAAGCAACCAAUCUGGCCAUCUGGGUCUUUUCUUAG